Procambarus clarkii (red swamp crayfish) is the source of this 653-nucleotide messenger RNA. NCBI's taxonomy places the organism in Eukaryota, Metazoa, Arthropoda, Malacostraca, Decapoda, Cambaridae. The record is from RefSeq and is a predicted model, not a curated record.
AGGUUCUAGACUCAUUCCUCCACACACGCCUCGUCUGCCCUCGCCGCCACACACUCAUACCCGCAAGAGAUAUGGUCCGUACAUGCGUAGUCCUGAUGCUGACGGCGAUGGUUCUGGCGUCCUGUGUGACGGGCCAGCUUAACUUUUCUCCAGGUUGGGGUAAGCGUGCCGGAGGGGUGGCGGUGGGCGGCGGCGGUGGCGUCUCUGAUCCAGCCGCACUUCAUUCCGCUUCCCAAGCCGCCCUUGCCGCAGUCUCCCCCAACGCCGCCGGCGACAACUGCGGGACGAUCCCUGUGUCCGCCGUCAUGCAUAUCUACAGGCUCAUCAGGGCGGAGGCGGCGCGACUUGUCCAGUGCCAAGAGGAGGAGUAUAUGGGAUAAUAGCCUCUACUAGCACCAAUCCCCAAUCUUAGCUACCCACUGUGAUUGUCGUAAUGUUUAACGGGUGAAUCUCGGCCUCUCUCCGUUACGCUCAGAGAUGCUCGCUGUCUUCUGGGUCAUCUCCUCCCGCUCCUCUACCUGCUCCUGGGCCGUGGUGGACUCUGAUCUGUGUCGCAGGAUAUGAAGACGUAUAUUUUUCUCAUCUUUCUGGAACUCGCAGGCUGGAAUAUCUGGAUUAGAAAUGUUGCAUUUGAUUAAAAUAGUCCACGCGGC